Messenger RNA from Daphnia pulex (common water flea), 1092 nucleotides. Its product is annotated as platelet-derived growth factor receptor alpha-like. Gene Ontology annotation, cellular component: signaling receptor complex. NCBI's taxonomy places the organism in Eukaryota, Metazoa, Arthropoda, Branchiopoda, Diplostraca, Daphniidae. The record is from RefSeq and is a predicted model, not a curated record. The coding region runs from base 1 to 477 and encodes 158 amino acids. Gene Ontology annotation, molecular function: transmembrane receptor protein tyrosine kinase activity; ATP binding. The transcript has 4 exons. Gene Ontology annotation, biological process: multicellular organism development; protein phosphorylation; positive regulation of kinase activity.
AUGGAAUUCCUAGCAAGCAAAAAGGUUCUACACGGUGAUUUGGCCGCCCGCAAUGUUCUUUUGGCCGAUCACGGAGUUGUCAAAGUGACCGAUUUCGGCAUGGCAAGGCAAAUGAAGGAUUACGAAUACGAGAAAAAGGGAGAGGUAUUGUUGCCAGUCAAAUGGAUGGCCAUUGAAUCCCUGACUGAUAAAAUCUUUUCAAACCAAUCGGAUGUCUGGUCCUACGGGAUUGUUCUGUGGGAGAUUUUUUCCCUCGGUCAAGACCCCUAUCCAGGGAUGGGUAAUGGCUGGGCACUUAAGAGAGAAAUUCUAAAUGGUUAUCGAAUGACACCACCAGAAUAUUCACCCAAUUUUUUCGGGAAAAUAAUGGAAAACUGUUGGAAUUCGGAACGGAAAGAGAGGCCAACCUUCUCCAAAUUGGCCGAGAUGAUGGAAAAUUACAUCAAGUCAAAUAACAGCUUGGAUUAUUUGAACUGAACGGGAAAAGAAACUGAAAUAGUCAAAUAUUAGAGGUAUUCCACUCCCGUCUGAAAUUUUUAAGAAUUGUUACGUUAUUGAACGACGAACAAAGUCGUAGCAAAUCUAUUUCCAGCAACGAGAUUGAAAUAUUUGGAAUACUCGGUUCGUCCUUAUACUUUUGACUCGUUACUAAAGUUAAAUCCAAGUAAACCUUUGAAAUCCACCCUCCCACACCCUCCGAAUUUCCCUUAUCGCUUAUGCUUUAACUUUAAUCACAAAAACUGUCGAAAAAUUGGAAUAAAAUAUUAGCCUGAUACAUGGAAGUAUACUAUGCUUGCAAUUUUAAAUCGUGUGCUGACGAAGCGAUCGUUUCUCGGUCAAGAAUUGCUCGAAGGAUUUCCUCGUUCUACACGGAAUCGUUCCCACAAAAAAACGAAGGGGAUGGAUCGCCACCAAAAUAGUCAAUACGCCUGCCAUUUGACUCCCACCUAUCGCCGAAGAUUCAAACAGGCAGGUAUCAAAAUACAAGAUUAAAACAGAGUAUUUUUUAAACCUGGACAUUGAAUAGUGAUCAGAAAUCUAACUUUAUAUUAUAAUCAAAGAGGCUUGAGAUUUCACUCUAUAGACCACACA